This is a messenger RNA of Topomyia yanbarensis, 2289 nucleotides long. RefSeq names its product dnaJ homolog subfamily A member 1 (gene Droj2). The record is from RefSeq and is a predicted model, not a curated record. Gene Ontology annotation, cellular component: cytoplasm; cytosol. Gene Ontology annotation, molecular function: ATP binding; Hsp70 protein binding. NCBI's taxonomy places the organism in Eukaryota, Metazoa, Arthropoda, Insecta, Diptera, Culicidae. The transcript is spliced from 4 exons. Gene Ontology annotation, biological process: protein refolding; response to heat. Bases 292 to 1536 code for a protein of 414 amino acids.
AAACGGCUGAUAUCAUUUAUUGCUACAUUCUUCGCGUAAAGUAACUGGAAGAGAACUAAGUGCUCGUUGCUUGUGAAAAUUUGCAAAAUCGAUAUCUGCUCGAAAAACAGGGAAUUGGCCUUUUACAUAACUUGGUGCUACACAUCAAAAAGCGAUUUGCUCAAAAUCCGGGUUUCAUUUUUUCGAAUCGAAACCCAUUGAACAGCAGUCGUAAGUAAUCCUAGUGAUAAACGAAAAAUAGAAAUCAGCGUGGCACAAGUGACCCUUCGGCGAUUUGGUUGCUAGAGAAAAAUGAAAAUCAAGACCGAACAGGGAAAACGGGCCAAAAUGGUUAAGGAAACGGGCUUCUACGAUAUAUUAGGCGUAAAGCCUGGCUGCUCCCAGGAUGAUUUGAAGAAGGCAUAUAGGAAGCUGGCACUUAAGUAUCAUCCGGAUAAGAACCCGAAUGAAGGCGAAAAGUUCAAACAAAUUUCGAUGGCGUAUGAAGUGCUAUCCGAUCCGGAAAAGAAAGCAAUCUACGACGAAGGCGGUGAAGCAGCUAUCAAAAAGGGCGGAGCCGGAGGUGGCAGCGGUUUUCACAGUCCAAUGGAUAUCUUUGAGAUGUUCUUCAACGGCGGUUUUGGUGGACGCAGCAAAAGAGAACGGCGUGGAAAGGAUUUGGUCCACCAGCUGUCGGUUACGUUGGAGGAAUUGUACUCGGGCGCCACUCGGAAGUUAGCUUUACAAAAGAAUAUUAUCUGUGAUCAAUGUGAAGGUCGUGGCGGCAAGAAGGGUGCCGUUCAAAAAUGUUCCCCAUGUAGAGGAACCGGCGUUGUGACUAAGCUUCAGCAGCUAGCCCCCGGAUUCGUGCAGCAGUAUGAAGAAGCAUGUCGUAACUGUCGCGGAAUGGGUGAAAUCGUUGACGAAAAGGACAAAUGCAAAACAUGCAACGGACGAAAAACGGUACGAGAUCGUAAGAUUCUCGAGGUUGUUGUAGAAAAGGGUAUGCGCGACGGACAGAAAAUUGUUUUCUCCGGCGAAGGAGAUCAAGAUCCAGACUUACAGCCCGGUGAUAUUGUGAUAGUUUUAGACGAGAAGGAAAACCCAAUUUUCAAACGAUCCGGACAGGAUCUCAUUAUGCAUACACAGCUGCAGUUGGUGGAAUCGCUUUGUGGUUUCCAGAAAGUGAUUAGGACAUUAGACGAUCGAAAUUUGGCCAUCACAUCAUAUCCAGGCGAAAUAGUUAAACACGGAGCUAUAAAAUACAUCGCCGGUGAGGGUAUGCCACAGUAUAAAAACCCAUUCGAAAAGGGACGACUUGUAAUCCAGUUCUUCGUUGUGUUUCCGGAAUCAUUACCGGUCGAUUUGCUUCCCGCCCUAGAACAAUGUUUGCCUGGGCGGCCAGUAGUGAAAGUCCCUGCCAACGCGGAAGAAUGUAAUAUGAUGGAUCUGGAUCCAGAGCAGGAUCGUCGAGGCGGCAGUUACAAGAACGCGUAUGACGAAGACGAAGACCAUCACGGUCCAGGAGUGCGAGUGCAGCAAUGUGCCACCAGCUAAGCACCUUCCUUCAUUAGCCAAGAGAAAAACUAUUACCGCCACGUAGGGAAAUAGAACGGAAGGGGAGGAAUGGUCGUUAACUGUCAGUGUGUGCGCAUUAGAUGCUAAAUUAGACCCUUAGUUUGUUUUUCUUAACCAAAUCGCCGUUUAAGAUAAAAUCCAACCCAUGCAGCAACCUUUACUCGUACCAUUUUUCGGACUGAUCGGCCAAUAGAAAGGACAAAGACAGAAUCAAACGUUUUUUUUCGAAUUUAUUUUCCUUGGACGUAUAAAGAAACAUCGGCAGGAAGGGAAAUUUUAAUGCUGCGGAAUGUUGUCCGUCUGCAUUCCAAAACUCUACUAAUUAUCGAAAGUUGAACGUCCAAUAAAAUUACAUGAGAAAAAGUACGUCAUUUUUCUGUAUGUCAUUGAACAAAAAGCCGAUUUAUUUUUUCGUUUGUACAUCGACGAACACCCUAUGAUAAAUCUUGAUACACCUAUUUAUUGCUUCAGCUGCAUCCUCGGCACAACAAAAAAAACUUAAAACUCUGCACUAGUAAGAGAUUUAUCAAGAAAAUCAGAUAUGAGUAAGGAUUUUGAAUGAUGCGCGGAGUAAACAAAUAGAAUUCAAAUGAUACAACUUGGACAACUACUAGUUGAAGGAAUAUUUAAUGGAAAACCAAUCAACAUCUAUACAGUAAAAAUAAAAUCUGUUUUAAUCUUUCUAUCUUUGUUUGAAGAAAAUAAAACAGCAUAUUUUAUGAUUGUCAGUAA